Molecule: messenger RNA, 3437 nt
Organism: Gigantopelta aegis
Lineage: Eukaryota; Metazoa; Mollusca; Gastropoda; Neomphalida; Peltospiridae
Product: hillarin-like
Exons: 7
Coding region: 503-3106 (867 amino acids)
Source: RefSeq, a predicted model, not a curated record
CUCUAUAACGAUGGGUUUGUUGUGGGUGAACGUGAUGGGGGGCGCUCGACCAACUCCACUGAUGGAGUGCACAGUACGACAGUUACGAGACGCGCUGGUGGUCUCCGCUGCUGGGCAGUAAACUGGAAGAUAGGUUGACGUUUUCACCAACAAGCCAUGUGCUCGGAUUUAUUUUUAGUGCAAACAGAAAGAAGUGUUUAGUUUGUUUUCACUGAACUGGGAAACGGUACCAGUUUUAGGUUAUGUUCCGUCAAUGUAAUUAUUAAUAUAUGUCUGUAUAUCUCUUUCUUUAUUAACAACUGAUGACUCAUCGUGUAUUCGGAUAAACAACGUAAAACAUAAAAUAUUUAAAACAAAUUAUAAUUAUUUCCAAAAGAACUCGUUUGAUCGUUUAAACUUUAAGUGGUGACAAACUUUCCAAAAUGUUUCUUCUGUUAUGGGGAUAUUCAACGUGCACUAAACAAAACAACGGGGUGGGUAAAUAAUGAUGAUGGCUUUAUGAAUGUACGACAUGGAUGAUACCCAUUCCAGUGACGGCGAUUCGGACGGAGCCGACCAGUGGCGCGCUUCACAGCUACGUGACCCCUGUCACCGGUGUCAGAAGAGAGUGUAUCCCGUGGAAAAAAUAGACGUGGGAGUCUUGUUUCACAGGCGAUGUUUCCGAUGCCGAAUCUGCGGUCUGCAACUGACGUUGAGGACGUUUCACUGGGACCAAGAGAAUGAGGCUGAUGUGUACUGCAACGUGCACGUUCCCAAACUGGGCCCAGGCACGCUCGACCAGGACGCUGUGGGGAUCAAGUCGGCGCUGAACGCCCCGCGGCGAGGGACGGAACAGAGUGAUCAGACUCGUGGGAGUGUGUACAACCCUGGCUGGCAGUAUGACGCGAACGCACUGGAGUUUGCGCACUACCGGGAAAUCUUCAUGCGAGGCAAACAAAAAACAUCAACAGGCACCUACGAGGAUUUCGAGAAACUUGGCGUCUUUGAUGCUCAGACUGAACUGGAGAAAAUACAAAAGGUGGAGGAGGACCAUCUUUAUGAGCACAUCAUGGAAAAGCGGGAGAAAAAACUCAAGAAGCUGGAUGAAGAGUUGCAAAAAGAGAAAGAAAAAUCCGUCAAAGAACUGGUGGUCACUUUGGAGCGAUUCUCCCCACAAAAGGGCAAGACGGGUGUUGCCAGAGAAACGGAGAAACUUGAAGAACACUACAAGCUGAAGAGGGAAGAGAAAGUGAGGAAGCUGAUGGAACGAUUGACGAGCGAGGAGAAGCAGCAGGUUGCCCGGAUGAUCGAGAAGCACAGUCAGGAGAUGCUGCUCAUGAUAGCAGAACGUCUGUCCACGACUGACGGUCAAAGCACUCCAGAGUCGGAUAGGUCUUCAUCCGUUGACCUGUCUAGACCACCCCCCGUUACACCGCCUGAGUUUAAGAAGUGCCAGCUCUUCAAAAGCCCUUCUGUGUUUGAAAGAAUCGACAACCAUGUGUUUUGUGUGAUUCUUAAAGGAUACAUGACAUUUACUGAACUGGUCAAAGAUCUCAUAAUGGACUGUGAGACUGAUUUAGAAAAGGCUAGGAGCAUCUUCCGGUGGGUCACGUGGACAGAUCUCAACAAACUGGACGUAGAGGAGUCGGUGAACCCAGAAUCCCCCCUAGGACUGCUGAGGGGGAUUAAGUACGGUACUGAGACGUACCAUGACCUUUUCAAGAGACUUUGCAGCUAUGCGGGGUUGUAUUGUGAGGUCAUCCAGGGUUACUCCAAAGGUGCAGGAUACAAGCCAGGCAUGAAGUUUGAAGACGACCGCUUUCGUAAUACGUGGACGGCAGUCAGCAUUGACGGUUCUUGGUGCUUUGUCAACUGUAACUGGGGCGCGCGGCACGUUAAAGCGGGUUCCAGUCGAACCACCAGUGAACUCACUGGACACAAGAGAACCAAGAGAGACAGUGACGAUUUCGGACAGUUUUCUUACGAAUGUGACGAGUUCUACUUCAUAACAGACCCCGAGGACCACAUCUACCAGCAUUUCCCAGACGACCCGUCCUGGCAGCUCCUGGAGUGCCCCAUCACGCUCAGUGAAUUCAUCAGUCUACCUGUCGUGAAGUCGCCAUUCUUCAACUAUUCACUCAAAUUCGUCAUGCAUUACGACUGCAUACAAGAGACUGAGUCUGGUAUUGUUCUUAUCCAGGUAACAGUUCCUAGUCCCGUUGGAUUCGGAUAUACUCUUGAGCCAAAAGACAAGGAUGCAAGUCCACCCUCCCUAGAAGGUCGCGUCAUGUUAAGGAUAAUUGGUCAUAAAGCGAUCUUUACUGUAGCACCACCUAAAAAAGGCAGAUAUUAUUUUUCCAUUUUUGCAAAAGACAGUUGGUGUUCGGAUUCUCUACAAAGUGCAUGUGCUUUUCAGAUAAAAUGCCGAGAAAGGAAAGAAUACAUUAGAAGUCCCUACCCAAAGGUUUCAUUCUUUGGCCCGACUCCAAGCAUGAGCAACUACGGCUUGCUUCCACAAACACACAUUGACCCAGCAGUUACAUACAGCCAUGACGAUCUUGUGUUUAACUUCCAGCUUCACCAUGACAUCAGACUAUCACAUUCACUUCAUUACCAUGGCAACGAACCUGGUGCUACUGACGAAGAUUUUCAAAGAUAUAUUUUUGUAAAACAACGAGAUGACAAUUCUAUUUCCUAUUUAUUACGUUGUCCCUUUAUUGGAAAGUAUGUAUUCGCCAUAUUUGGGGCAAGAAUGACCUCUCCUGACACAGACAGCAGCGCCCCGUUUGAGUGCCUGUUCCGAUACCUUGUUGAGUGUAAACAAGCCGCAAAAAUCAAAAGACCCUUGCCUCGUGCCUGCCAUCGAUGGUACAAUGGCACAUUACUAGAACCAAUGUCUGGUGACCUAGAGUCUGACGCAUGUGUGACAUUCAGAGUCCGGGCGCCAAUGGCUUCAGAUGUAGCGCUUCUCAUUGGCGAUGCGUGGUUUCAUUUUAAGAUCAUUGCAGAUAGUAUCUGGGAAGGAUUUGUUAAAACAGGAAAGAAGCCAUGUUUGGCUAAACUGUACGCGAAACUAGACAAAGAGAAGGCCAGGUUUUCUCCAUUAUUGGAGUUUCAGGUGAAAUGAUAGAAACCGUCAGACGAUACGACAUCCAAAAUGUUUGGUUGUCAUGUACAAACGCACACAGAGUCUACAAUGACUGAGUGUUUAUUAUUUAUUUAAAAGAAAUCGCUUGUGUACUUAAUGGAUGUGAGUAGAUACGGAAACGAGGUCUUGUGUAAUAUAUAUGUUAUUGUAUAUGUAUAUGUAUAUGUAUAUACACUCAAUCAUGUUUGUGCUUGCUCGAUGGGUGUUUAUUGCUGUUUUAAACUCACUGAAAGGUUGUUAAAUUAUAAGAAUAGCAUUUUGUAGUUAUAAUGGAAAGACAAUGAAUUAUUAAAUUACAUUUUUAAAGAAA